AUGAAGCGAUAUCUACUUAUUAGAAAUGAACUAAAACGUAUGGAUUCCGGCAAGGAUCCUAGUGUUCUAGUUAUUUCUCAAUUAGUUACCAGUGAAAUCGAAGCCAUCUGGGAAAAAGCCUCAGUUCCCACUGUAUCAAGUAAUCGUAUUAUUCGAUUAAUUCGUGAUAUCCUGAGUAAUCUUUUAGUAGUAGGCUGCGACGGUACAGCAGUCAAAACUGGGAGGAAGAAUGGGGUUUUACGGUUUUUAGAGACAGAACUGAAACGUCCUCUGCAGUGGUCAAAUUGUCUAUUACACAUGAAUGAAUUGUUCCUCCGGCAUAUCUUUCAAUCUCUCGAUGGAGAAACUUUGGGACCUCGUAAAUACUCUGGCAAAAUGGGUAAACUAUUUGAGUCUUGCGAAAAUUUGGCAGUAAUCCAUUUUGUUCCUAUUCAUACCACUCUACCACAAUUCGAUGCUGCAGUUAUAAGGGACCUUAGCAGUGAUCAAAAGUACUUAUACGAAAUUUGUCCUUCGGUUUCUAGUGGAAAGUGCUGGAUAGAUUUAGCAACUCGUAAUCCGGGUAAAUUAUUACAUGCACGAUGGGUUACAAAAUCAAAUCAUAUAUUGCGUAUUUACGUCGGAAGUGAAAAUCUGUCUUUGGUUUUAAGAUCUUUGGCUGAAUUUGUGAGUAUAACAAUGCCCCACCAAUGGAUGGAAGGAAAUCUACCUGUUUCAGCCAAAUGUGCUGUUUGUGAUAAAAAUUGUGGUUCAGUUCUUAGGUUACAAGAUUGGCGAUGCCUGUGGUGUCGAAUGACUGUACACACACAAUGUAGGCCACAUAUCGAAACGUGGUGUCCCUUAGGUCCAGCACGGGUUAGCGUAGUGCCUCCCACUGCUCUGCAUUCUAUUCAGGAUGAAGCUUGGGAGGCUGUUAGACCCCAAGCUUCUUCCCCUCUUCUAGUAUUCGUUAAUUCUAAGUCAGGUGAUAACCAGGGUGUCAAAUUCCUUCGAAAGUUCAAACAGUUACUUAAUCCUGCGCAGGUGUUUGACCUCAUAUCUACGGGUCCGCGAUUGGGCCUUAAACUUUUUAGACACUUCGAUCCAUUCCGAAUUUUAGUUUGUAGUGGAGACGGCUCUGUAGGCUGGGUCCUUUCCGAGAUUGAUAAGUUAGAUAUGCAUCAGCUAAAUCUAGUGGUAUUUUGCAGGCGACCUAGAAAUAAAGCCAAGAAGCGUGUUCCUGCAGAUAUUUCAACAACUGCAACUAAACCAAAACCAGCGUUGAUGCCCAUCGAUCUCCCAUCAACUUCAACCGCUGGUGCUCACCAAUCUACUUCAAAUGAUGAGGUUGAUUUGCCUAGAAAUCCAUUUGGGGAAGAAGUUAUUAUUGAUCAGGUAACAAACACUAAAUCUCCUCCUGUUAAGAGAAGAAAAAGCGAUGUUUCUUCUUGGAAAAGCCAUAAACGUUCUAUCAGCGAUCAAAAAGGGGAAUCUUAUAAACAGUGCCAAGUAGCAGUAUUACCCCUAGGAACAGGCAACGACUUAGCCCGAGUGCUAGGCUGGGGUUCUUCUUGUGACGACGAUACGCACCUACCGCAGUUACUGGAAAAAUAUGAGAAAGCCAGUACAAAAAUGCUUGACAGGUGGAGCAUCAUGGCUUUUGAAAGAACAAUAGCAAUGCCUAAACUAUCCUUAACCCCUGGUAUACCCGAAGGUCAAUUACACAGCCAAAUUAGCCAGUACGAGGACUCACUGGUCACCCAUCUGCAGAAUAUUCUCCAAUCUGACGAAACUUCCGUUAUCUUGAAUUCCGCUAAACGUCUCUGUGAGACGGUUAAAGAUUUUGCUUCACAACUGCUGGAAAGUUCACUUACGCAAGGUGAUGACCAACUAGCCAAAAAGUGUGAUAUUUUACAACAAAAGCUAGAGUUAUUAUUAAAGACACUAACAAGCGAACAAAUAGACGCAACGAAUAUAACUCAAUCAUUCGACGAUUCACAAGGAACAAGUAGAGGAACUGAAGAUACCGACAGCGAAAUUUCUUACGACAAAAUAAAAACGGAUAAGGUCGAAAAAGACCUAAGUUUAUGGAACGUGAAAAAGACGCUUUAA
This is a messenger RNA of Diabrotica balteata, 2091 nucleotides long. NCBI's taxonomy places the organism in Eukaryota, Metazoa, Arthropoda, Insecta, Coleoptera, Chrysomelidae. The record is from the annotation of a GenBank genome assembly.